ACAAGGUGGCAGCUCCGUCGAAUUGUUUAAAUUCCCAUUUGACUGAAAAUCUGACUUAACCGUUUAAGAACUCCGCCAAAAUGCGUAAAGUCAAUUGAAGUGGAGAAUAUAACGCCGUGACCAACGAUGAAUAUGACACACGAAGGAAGUAACGAUUUUGUAGUCCUCACAGAGGUGGUGCGCAAGCAAUAUGUGCUCUAUUUGGAGCGCCAGUUGCAGGAGAAUGUCUGUGCCUGGGCCAACCAAUCCCGUAAUCGCCACAAGCCCACAGCCUGGGCGUGCAUUCCCGCGAGCUUGGAGCAACUGGAGAACAAGGCGAAGAAGGCUUCCAUGGCGGCACAGAUCUACCAAAGAGCCAUGGUCAAAACGAUAGCUGCGGUACGUAGGAACACCCAGGAGUGCCGUUUGGCCAACAUUCUAUUUGAACAAAUGCAGCAAGCAGCUGGAGAGGAUGCUGUGCCCAUAAAAUCAGACCACCGUCUGGUGGAUAAGGCCACACAAACAACCGUCAUAGAAGCCCAGAAUGGCCACAUAACUCCUACGGAGGAGUACGAUGAUGAUAGCUAUGAGCUGCGUAGAAAAAUCGAUAUGUUUCAGGCUAGUCUCGAGCGGUCGGAAGUUCAGAACGAAACGCAUUGCGCACAUUGUCGUAGUAAGAUCAUGACCCCAGAGAAUAGGCCCCUUGCCAAUGAAGAAUCUCUCUACUCCGAAACCGAAGAUGCUGUGGCCCAGGAGCUGGCCAUGUUGUUUGGAGAAGAGCCCACUGAUCUUAAUCAUAUAUUCGGCAUCGAACCAACUGCUGUUAAUGACGAUCCGCAGAUCUCGGCCAUACUAAAGGAAAUAGCGAAUGCGGAACUACCAGAAAAAAAUGAACAUCCACCGACAUCCCCAACCGCCACACCACCAACUGGGCAUCACAGCGAGGUGGAUCUUCGCCAGAGUCGCUGGCCUUGCGAACUCUACGCCCAGAGGAGACGGCUCAAUGCCUGUUUGGUUCGCUUACUGGAAGCGGAUUGGCGGUGCGAGGACCGCUUGAGAUAUAAGUUUCACCUGAUUUUUGGCGAAGACAGCGAUGAUGAAUUCGCAAACCAGCUAUCCAGCCCGUCAAUUGAUUUAGUGGACGAAGUUCUGCUGGCCAGCUGCUUGCUUCGUAUUCGCCCAUGGAUUGUACGACAUUUGAUGUCUCCCCUGGAGGAGGGCCUUAUCGCCAAUCGAUUUCUGUUCAAGAAGCUAGCAAAGAUGCUGGCGCACUCCAUUGUCAUGGUCAAUCCAUAUAGCUCCGAGCUGGAGAUCAAGCAGGCUGUUGAGCAAUUGUUCUGCCUUAGACCUAGAGGAAUCCAGAGCGCAUAUGAUCUGGACAAUCUGCCACCCGUGGAGGUCACAACAUUUGAAGUUUAAGGACAAUUUACCGAUUUUCAGUUUUAAAAUAUCAGCAUAGAUAUGAAGAUGCGAGAAACUAUGACCCUCAGGAUAAUACUAGUAUUUACGAACGAUUCUAAGCACUGAGAAAACGAUUUUCAAUUGAACUACAUCAAAUUUAGUGAAGGCAAAACGGACUAUGUUCUUUAGUUUAAUACUCAAAUAUAAAACUCUUUAAAAUGUAAGUUAUAUACAUACAUGAAUGCUUCCAUGUCCAUAAGCUAAAAGUUGUGUGUCGAAUAAAGCCAAAGCACAGUCUA
Drosophila sechellia is the source of this 1679-nucleotide messenger RNA. RefSeq lists its product as uncharacterized. Bases 127 to 1398 code for a protein of 423 amino acids. The transcript has 3 exons. NCBI's taxonomy places the organism in Eukaryota, Metazoa, Arthropoda, Insecta, Diptera, Drosophilidae. The record is from RefSeq and is a predicted model, not a curated record.